AAGUGUAGUAGGAACAUAUUUUUUGUUAAACUUUUUUUUUUUCAAAGCAUUGGUGAGACAUUAAACCAAACAAGUUGCUGUAAUAAAACUAAUUAAAAAAAAUUCAAUAGAUGGGGAACGCACAACUUCCUUUUCGUUUGCCUGAUGCACAAAAAAAAAAUAAAGAUAAACUUCAAAGUACUCCAAUACCGCCUUCUUUUGGUCGAAAAAAGAAAAAGUUUAAAACAGGUGUAGCAGCCGCAAAAUUUCCUAUAGUAACACCCAACGCUCGUUGUUUAUUACGCAAAUUGCGCCUUGAACGUAUCAAGGAUUAUUUACUUUUAGAAGAGGAGUUUGUAGCUAAUCAAGAACAAAAAACUUCACUUGAAAAUAAACAACAGGAAGAAGAAAAUAAAAUUGAUGAGUUGAGGGGAUCACCUAUCACAGUAGGAACGCUUGAAGAAGUUAUUGAUGAUCAUCACGCCAUUGUAUCAUUAAGCCUUGGAACAGAAUACUAUGUGCAUCUUCACACUUUUGUUGAUCAAAAUGCUUUAGAACCUGGCUGCUCAGUCCUUCUUCACAACAAAGUAUUAAGUAUUGUAGGUGUUUUACAAGAUGAUGUGAAUCCUCUUGUGACUGUAAUGAAAGUUGAUAAGGCUCCACAAGAAACUUAUGCAGAUAUUGGAGGUCUUGAUCAACAAGUGCAGGAAAUCAAAGAAGCUGUUGAAUUGCCUUUAACACAUCCGGAAUUAUACGCGGAUAUUGGAAUUAAACCUCCUAAAGGAGUCAUUUUGUACGGUCCCCCUGGAACAGGAAAAACAUUACUAGCUAAAGCUGUUGCUAAUGAGACGUCUGCUACCUUUUUGCGUGUUGUUGGCUCCGAACUUAUUCAAAAAUAUCUGGGAGACGGCCCUAAGCUUGUUCGUGAAAUGUUUCGUGUUGCGGAAGAACAUUCACCUUCCAUUAUUUUCAUUGAUGAAAUUGAUGCGGUUGGAACUAAACGGUACGAGGCCACUAGUGGAGGUGAAAGGGAAAUUCAGCGGACUAUGCUUGAAUUAUUGAAUCAGCUGGAUGGAUUUGAUGCUAAAACUGGAGUAAAGGUUAUUAUGGCAACAAAUAGAAUUGAAGCUUUAGAUCCAGCAUUGAUUCGUCCAGGACGUAUUGAUCGGAAAAUCGAGCUACCUCAUCCUGAUACAAAAACAAAGCGACGAAUUUUUCAAAUUCACACUGCUAAAAUGACUCUCGCACCCGAUGUUGACUUGGAAGAGUUUGUUCUUGCAAAAGACGAAUUAUCUGGAGCUGAUAUCAAAGCCAUUUGUAGUGAGGCUGGUCUAUUAGCGCUAAGUGAGCGCCGCAUGUGGGUUAGCCAGGACGAUUUUCGAACGGGAAAAGAAAAAACACUACAACAAAAAAAAGGCAAUGUUCCGGAAGGUUUAUAUUUGUAACCACAACCAAACAAACAUCAAGGUUUUAUCGUACAUUUUAAGUUCCUAAAUUCUUAAAGCAAUAUCUUUACCAAUAUUUUGGGGAAAUUAUAAUAUUGUUUUUACUGCUUUUUUGUUUUAUGUUGGACAUGGAUAAUCAUUCCCAUUAUUAAACCUUUCAAUUUUAGUCUACCAAAUAUUCUUUUUUAAUAAUCUUAAAUCAGUACUAAUCACUGUUUAGAACAAACAAAACAACGAAACAUUUUAAUUCGUGAGAAAAUAAACAUUUGUCAUUCUACGCUCAGCUAAAAGAAACUUUAACAAUUCCAUUUUUCUAUUUUCUUUAAUAAGACCCACUGCUUUCCACCUUUUUGCGCCAUUCUCCUGAGAAUUAUAUUCAGGUUUUGCUGUGUUAUUACUGAACAUUUUAUGGUUUUGUUAAAUUAUUUUACCUCCAAAGGCGUCUUUUCAACAUGAACUAACAGAUUUGCUCUUAAUGAACCAUUAGUAGUUGCCUUGUACUUCAAGAAAGCGCAUAUCUGCAUCCAUCAGCUCAGUAUAAUAAAAAGCUUAAAGUUGGCAUCUCUGCUCUCGAAUGCCACAGUAGUUUUUACAGUUGAACACAUUCAAAAUUUAAAUACAUUCUGUCAUCGUGAACGUUCCUGUUUUUUUUUUUAAUUAUAAAAUUAUUGUAAUCUUUCAACGGGCGUCUGGUGCCUUCAUACCAUCCCUGACAGAAACCUAGUAAACAAACUUUUGUUACCUUAGUAGAAAACUUGUUUUGAACAUUAACAAAACGUUUUUCUUUUUUUUAAAUUGUACUUUUCUUUAGAUCCGCCAUUUCUUACAAGAUAUGCACAAAGAAACC
Molecule: messenger RNA, 2271 nt
Organism: Hylaeus volcanicus
Lineage: Eukaryota; Metazoa; Arthropoda; Insecta; Hymenoptera; Colletidae
Product: 26S proteasome regulatory subunit 4-like
Exons: 13
Coding region: 111-1424 (437 amino acids)
Biological process (GO): proteasome-mediated ubiquitin-dependent protein catabolic process
Cellular component (GO): proteasome regulatory particle, base subcomplex
Molecular function (GO): ATP hydrolysis activity; ATP binding; proteasome-activating activity
Source: RefSeq, a predicted model, not a curated record